Messenger RNA from Cryphonectria parasitica EP155, 809 nucleotides. RefSeq lists its product as uncharacterized. Gene Ontology annotation, cellular component: mitochondrial envelope; membrane. Gene Ontology annotation, biological process: tricarboxylic acid cycle; mitochondrial electron transport, succinate to ubiquinone. The record is from RefSeq and is a predicted model, not a curated record. Bases 98 to 661 code for a protein of 187 amino acids. Lineage: Eukaryota; Fungi; Ascomycota; Sordariomycetes; Diaporthales; Cryphonectriaceae. The transcript has 2 exons. Gene Ontology annotation, molecular function: heme binding; ubiquinone binding.
AACCUCAAUCCGACACUUGGGGGACAACAACGAGCCGAGUACAAUCAAUUCCCACCUCCCAGUCGCUCAGCCCCGACUGGCUCUUUUUACCACCAAUAUGGCAUCGGCCGUUCGCUCAUCGCUGUUGCGGCAGACGGCCGCCUUCGCCUCGCCGGCGACCCGAACUGGCCCGUCGUUGCUCUCCUCGACUGCCCGCCAGCAGCUCCUAAGGCCUGCGUUCAAGCCCAGCAUCACCCAGAUCACAGCCUUCCACGCCACAAGCCGGAGAAACCUGCUGCCUCCUGGCCCACAGGUGAUCAAGGGCACCGUCAACGACCCUGCCCCGAUUCCCACGCCCUCAUCCUCCCACGGCCGCUACCACUGGACCUUUGAGCGCGGCAUGGCCGCCGCCCUGGUGCCGCUCACCAUCGCCCCCUUCGCGUCCGGCUCCUUGAACCCGACCCUCGACGCCAUCCUGGUCGGAACGCUGCUCGUACACUCCCACCUCAGCGUGCAGGCCAUCAUCAUCGACUAUGUUCCCACGUGGGGCUACCCUCUGCUGCGCAAGUUCUGCACAUGGGCGCUGAACCUGGCAACGAUAUUGGUGGGAAUCGGUCUGUAUGAGUUUGAGACAACGGAUGUGGGUAUCGUCGAAGCCACCAAGAGGAUCUGGAAGGCAUGAUUAAAGGCAUUGGCAGGAUUUGGCGGUUUCGUGUAUGGUGAAUGGGGCAGUAUGAGUGUGUUGUAUGGAAGAAUGAUCGGAAUACAUGGGUCUUAGAUGAUGGCUCAAUUGAUAGCAUGAAUGUGCAUACGUGACACUAUCUUCUAGC